GCAUCUCAGCACGUGAUUUGUGUUUGUCAGGGUUGAAGUUGAACAGGAAGGUGAAGGCCUGAUGGUGGGAUCAUCAUGAGCAUGAUGAGUGCAGAUGUGGAGAGGAUGGACAGUCUGGACGGAUGGGUCGCCAUUAAAAGCGACAUAUUUGAGGACAGAGAGACUCACAACAUCCGGUUCCUGGUCCAGUGGAGCGAAGCGGAGUCCAAAUUCGCGGUGAUUUGUCACAACAGGACUCUUCAGCAGAGGAGGAGGAGGAGGAUGAGGAUGAAGGUGGAGGAUGAGGAGGAAGAUGAGGAGGAGGAGGAGUGCAGCUGGGCCGCCAUGUUCUCCGCCUCCGAGCUGAAGCACAUCCACCAGCAGCUGAGCGGCUCCGGGGACGCGCUGUGCGGCUUCCUGCCCGAGCUGGCCGCCUUCACCCAGCCCGGGGUGUGGGACACGCUGCUGAGGAGAAGCUGGCAGGAGCAGCAGAAGGAGCAGGAGCAGGAGAAGGAGCGCGACGUGGAGGCGGUGUGUGUGCAGCUGGAGCGGUAUUUCAGCACCGCGGUGGAUGUGUGCGGAGUGAAAAUCCUGCUGGACACUUUAUUCCCUCAGGAGGAGGAAGGAGAGGAGGACAAGUACUGCGAGAACCUGCAGGAGUUUAGGAGGAGAGCCAUGGAGGAGCAGGUCAGGAGAGCCAAGCACACGCUGGACACGAUCAUACAGAGUCACCGUGCCGCAGCAGGACUCGUGCAGCUGAUGAAGAUCUAUGAGGAUGAGGACGAGGCGUACGGUGAUUUGGUUACCAUAGCAACGCAGUUUUAUCAGCACCAACUGCAGCCAUUCAGGGACAUGAGAGAGCUGUCGACUUUACACACCAUGGAGAUACAGAAAAUGCUGCAGCUACAGGAGCUCGGUCCGAAGCGAGUGUGUGAGUUGGAGAAAGAGGCAGAAGAGUGGAGCAGGGGGGUGAACGAGGCUGUGUGUUCCAUUCAGGAUGUCACUGUGUGUUACUUUACUGAGACGACAACCGCACUGUCAGGCAUGCUGAAACAGAUGGAGGCGGACCGUAAGCGAUUUGGCCACGCCUCCUGGGCUGUAGCCACACCCAGGCUAGAGAAGCUCAAAUUUCUACUGGCUAAAGAGACACUGCAGCUCAUGAGGGCGAGGGAGAUGUGUGUGAACCGCCGCAAAGAGGAAAUCAAGGAGAAGAUGAGCGGUGUGUGUGACGGGGCGAGUGUGUGUGACGUGGACGUGUUGGAGCUGCAGUAUUACGAGGCUCAGCUGGAGCUCUACGACUGUAAACUAGAGAUCCUGAAAAAUGAGGAGCUGCUUCUGCUUGCACAGAUACACACACUGCAGAGACAGAUCAAAGAACUAAAGGAGGAGGUGGUGUAUUACGACGCCUGUGAAGACCCCUUGGAGCUUCAGCAUAUGCAGACAGAUGCUAGCCCCGCCCACUCACGUGGUAACUCCGCCUACUCUCACCUACAGCAACAGCUACUGCAACUGGAGAGGAAAAGAGCAACGACAUCAACACGCAGAGCUACACUGCGCAACCGGAAGGAGAGGUGUGUAGAGGCACGUGAGCUCCAGCAGAGGGCGGCGCAGGAGAGAAUCGCACAACACCAACAACACCACGCGGUGCACCAGAAGCGAGAGAAGAGGAGGGAGGAGGAGGAGAAGAGGAAGGAGUGGGUGCAGAAGGAGAGAGAGAGAACAAUCAACCGACUGCGUUCUUACAGAGAGAGAAGUCAAGGUCAGUUCAUGGUGAAGACCCAUCGCUCCAAUAAGCCCCGCCCUCCUGACCUUGAUGACUCCGACCAGCCCAUGUCAAUCAUCACACUGGCCACACCUACCCAAGCAGGUAGCCACGCCCCCAAGCCCAGAAGGAAGGGGCGGGGCCAGAAGCAGAGGGAUAUCCCGGUGCAUAUUCUUUUACCCCCAGGCGCAGGAGGGGCGGGGCAUGAGCGGACCUUAACUCCUCCCAUUAACCCCCCUCCUCCCCCUCCCCCUCCUCCGCCACCUCUGCCCCCGCCCCCUCCACUAGCACCGCCCCCUCUGUCAGCCCCGCCUCUUCCGCUCAGUGACAAACAACCGGCUGGAAUUUCUACUGCAGGAUCGAUGGAUGAUGUUCUGGCGUCGCUGCAAAGGGGGCGUGUUCACCUGCGUAAGGUCACGCCCAAUCCUCAAGGCGCUUCCACGGAGACCGGAAACUUUAGAGACAGUUUGCUAUCAGCUAUCCGUCAGGGCGUGGCCUUAAAGAAAACCCCGCCCCCUACAGGCUCCGCCCGCUGUCAUGACUCUGAGCUGGAGCUGAGCAUCAAGGCGGCCAUGAUGAGGAUGAAGAAAGUCUCGAACGAAUCUGACGAUGAAGAGCGUCCAGACACACCGCCGGGAGAGUGGGACAGCUAGGAGUGUACACACACACACACACACACACACACACACUACACACUACACACACACACAUAGAGGUAUAGUAGCCAUUUGAAUGUUAUGAAAAUUACACAUAUAGCACUUUAAUUUACAUUAGAAAGAAAAAAAUGGAAUUUUCUGUAUUUUGGUUUUUUUUUUUUUUCCCCUUUUAUGUUUAUUUAUAUCGGAAAUAAAUCUCUAUAGAGUCUGAUGGAGUUUUAAUAAAAGACUGUGAGUUAUUUUAAUAAUUAAAGUUGCUCUGCUGUGGAGGAAGCUUAUUAUAUAAAACCUCAAUCAGCUCCUGAGCUCCUUCUCUUUCCCUUUUUUUCCCUUUCAACAUUAUUUGAUGUAUUUCAUUUCAUUAUUUUAAUUAAAUACACCAAAUUCUCGCA
Molecule: messenger RNA, 2789 nt
Organism: Pangasianodon hypophthalmus (striped catfish)
Lineage: Eukaryota; Metazoa; Chordata; Actinopteri; Siluriformes; Pangasiidae
Product: WASP homolog-associated protein with actin, membranes and microtubules
Exons: 10
Coding region: 76-2394 (772 amino acids)
Biological process (GO): endoplasmic reticulum to Golgi vesicle-mediated transport; Arp2/3 complex-mediated actin nucleation
Cellular component (GO): endoplasmic reticulum-Golgi intermediate compartment membrane; cytoplasm
Molecular function (GO): Arp2/3 complex binding; actin binding
Source: RefSeq, a predicted model, not a curated record